This is a messenger RNA of Balaenoptera acutorostrata (minke whale), 4739 nucleotides long. It is a transcript of the gene SNRPE, whose product is annotated as small nuclear ribonucleoprotein polypeptide E. The record is from RefSeq and is a predicted model, not a curated record. Lineage: Eukaryota; Metazoa; Chordata; Mammalia; Artiodactyla; Balaenopteridae. The coding region runs from base 84 to 362 and encodes 92 amino acids. Gene Ontology annotation, cellular component: U4/U6 x U5 tri-snRNP complex; U2 snRNP; U4 snRNP. The transcript has 5 exons. Gene Ontology annotation, molecular function: RNA binding. Gene Ontology annotation, biological process: spliceosomal snRNP assembly; mRNA splicing, via spliceosome.
GCACUUCCGCUUCCGGCUCUUUAUUCCGGAAGUUGCUUUUUGAGGUAGUGUGCGGGAUAGUGUGGUCUUUGUGAGCUUCCACCAUGGCGUACCGGGGCCAGGGCCAGAAGGUGCAGAAGGUGAUGGUACAGCCAAUCAAUCUCAUCUUCAGAUACUUGCAAAAUAGAUCUCGGAUUCAGGUGUGGCUUUAUGAGCAAGUGAAUAUGCGGAUAGAGGGCUGUAUCAUUGGUUUUGAUGAGUAUAUGAACCUCGUAUUAGAUGAUGCAGAAGAGAUUCAUUCUAAAACAAAGUCAAGAAAACAACUGGGUCGGAUCAUGCUAAAAGGAGAUAACAUUACUCUGCUCCAAAGUGUCUCCAACUAGAAAUGAUCAAUGAAGUGAGAAAUUGUUGAGAAGGCAAUACAGUUUUUUUAGGUGUGCUUUGUUAGAAGUGUAGUUCUAAAGCAUUUAUUCAUAUUGUUUUGCUCACCUUUAUGUUAUUACCAGAUGACAAUAAAUGCUGUGGGAUUGUUUUUAUUAAAAUUUUUACAUUGUUUUCUUUUAUCCAGGUGUAGAGAGUUUUUACACAAUGGCACCAUUAGCUGUUAGUAUUUAUUUUAAGGUUUUCUGAGGAUGGCACUUGUCCUGGGCAUUUGCUUUUCACAGAACUGGGAUCUGUAGAUUCUUAAGGCACAGAGUAGGAAUUCUACCUGACAUGUAAUCUUCUGAUACUGGGUGGUGGAGAAGGGGAGUGUUCACAAAAGUAAAGAUCAUGGUGCCAAUAUAUGUCUUCAUCAUCAUUUCUAAUUCUGAAUGCUGGGACACAAGGGUUUCUAACCACAAUAGAUUGGGGACAUUAUAGUAGCUCAGUAUUUGCUUAGCACUCUCUUAGAGUUAUUGUGUAAGGCCUUUGUGAAUUCUUUUAUCACUAAGGUCAGAAUGUGAGAAGUAUUUGGAUAUAAGCAAAGAAUGAAAGUUUGUUAAAAAGGAGCUCUGUUAAGAGUUAACUGGAGGGAGACUUUGUGAGAUUGGUAACCUGAAAAAGACCCACAGGCAACACUGGUAAGUUGUUGUUAGGCAGAACAAUAGUAUGUUAGUUGGGGAAACACCUCUUCUAUUAUCUCCAAGAAUUUUGGUUCUUCCUCCAGUAAUUGCUUAUUUCCUAAUUGAAUUAUGUGGUCAGUUCUCUCUUGCCCCAAUAUCUCAGGGUUGUUCUAGUUAGAAUUCUGUUAAAUGGUUAUAGAGCAUCUGCUAUUAGUUGAAUAUAUACAGUGAAACAGACUGACAAACAUAGCUUCAAUACCACAUGCUAAGUGUUAUUUAAGUUGAAUCUUGAAAGAUGAAUAAGGCCUACCUUAAAUUCUGGUAAUGGGCAGUAUUAUUAAGGGUAAGUAAGGAAGAAGCAAAAAGUCCAGUUCCUGCUUUUCCAAGUGCCUAUGAGGGAGAUACAGAACUUUUCUUUAAACUGACUAAAACAAUCACUUCAUGAGACAGAGGAGAUUUGUUGGUGAGUGUAGAAAUCAGUCCAGCUUAGAACUUGGCAUUCUAGCUGUUCCACUCCAUUUGAACUUGUGCCUUUUUGGUCAUAUUUUGAAAUAAAGGGCUGCUUUAGCUCUUUUAACAUAUUUGAGUUUGAAAUUCAAUUGAACCUGCUACAGCAUGCAAAGAAAACAUUGGGCAGCAGAGGGAGUUGCAGUCCUGAGACUGCCUUUCUGGUGAAAAGCUUUUUGAGAGCAGAGCAAAGACCUCCCUGCAGCUUUCAUGGCACCAAAAUAGCUGGGAAGCAGGAUAAAAACUGGAGCAGUAUAAUCCCUAAGAAAACCUGCUGGCUGCUUUUUCCAUUUCCCUGUAUGGCCUUUCUGACCUGGCUGCCCUAUGUAAGCAAAGCUGUGCCUGCUGUGGCUUAUCCUGAAUGGAUCAAGACAUGGAAAGGUCUAUUUUUGACAGAACAAGUGGUGAUAGUGAGAAAUAAGGUACAGUGAACUCUUAAAAUUGAGCUCUGUAUUUAGAAAUCUCUGCUUGCUUUCCUGCUGUACUGGAAGCCUGUGGUGUUUACUUUUUGAGUUGUACUUUUCCACAAUCUGGAGAUCUUUUCUUCCAACCAGAAUUUGUAUUACAGAAGGAGUUGCUGUCUGCUUCAUUAAGGUUAUUAAAACAUGCUGCUGGGAAGCUGCUCUUGUUGGCAGCCCUUGGUAUGUGAGCGGUUAUUUUUCUGGAAUGGCUGUUGGUUUCUGAAGGGGUCUUGCUAACCACCCAUGAACUCUCUUGUAACAUUCUUGAAGUGAGGGGUGGGAGGAGAAUCAGGCUCCGAAAAGUAAGUGCUGAUUCGGGCCUGGUGUUCUGUUAGUAGUAGGGAGAAAGAAGGAUAAGAAUAGUUUGAAAAUGCUAGAAUUUUGUAUAUGCAGGCACCAAAUAUUAUUGUAUCACAUUUGUCAAUUUCAAGAUUAGAGAGUGGAUCUCUGUCUAAUUUGGAUUAAGGCAUUAUUAGCCAGGAAGUGUCACGGGCAUUUCCUGGGGAAAACCUAAUAGCACCAUCUCAUGUUAACUGGAUGACACAGGAUCUUUUCCCUAAUUAAUUAUUCCUAUUAGAACUGAUCAUAACCACAUACUUGUGGCAUGCUUUUUUGAGGGGAUGCUUGGUAAAACUUAAGGUGGCAUGAGAACUUAAGUCUGUUACUACUUAGAAUUUAAUUUUAAUUUAAAAAUUAUAUCCAGUGGAAUUUUUAAAUAUUAAAAAGCAUUAGCUUAAUACAUGUUUAUGAUCAAACGUAAACUAUACAGAAAUAUACAGAGCAGAAAACAAAAGUCCCUCCUUUUCCCAUCAGUGUUCUCCAUAAAUAACCACUGUUAACAGGUGCUUUCUGAACUCUUUACAGAUAUAUAUAGCUUGGUUUGAUUCUCAUUUUGGUAUUACUUUAAAAUUUCUUUUAGGUAAAAUUUUUACACAUACAUAUAAUAUUUACACAUAAUAUUACACAUAAAUACACAUAAUAUUUACUAUCUUAACCAUCUUAUUUAUUUAUUUUAUUUUUUUGGCCGUGCUUCACGGCUUGCGGGAUCUCAGUUCCCCAACCAGGGAACCUCUGCCCCCUGAAAUGGAAGUGUGGAGUCCUAAACACUGGACUGCCAGGGAAGUCCCUAUCUUCACCAUUUUAAAGUGUACAGCUCAGUAGUGUUAAGUAUAUUCACAUGGUUAUGCAACCAAUCUUUAGAACUUCUUUAUCUUGCAAAAAACAAACUGUACCUAUUAAACAACAACUUAACCAUCCCUCCCCUCAGCCCCUGGAUUUGAUUUUUUGUUUCUGAGUUUGAUUAGGUACCUCAUAUAAGUGGAAUCAUACAAUAUUUGUCUUUUUGUGACUGACUUAUUUCACUUAGCAUAAUGUCCUCAAGUUACAUCCAUGUAGUAGAAUGUGUCAGGAUUUCCUUCCUUUCUAAGGCUGAAUAAUAUUGCAUGUAUAUAUACCACCUUUUGUUUAUACAUUUAACUGUCGAUAGACAUUUGGGUUGCUUCCACUUUUUGACUUCUGUAAAUAAUGCUGCUGUGAAUCUUCGAGACCCUGCUUUCAGUUCUUUUGAGUAUAUUCUCUGUAGAUUUUUGAGUAACCAUCAUACUGUUUUCCACAGCGGCUUUACCAUUUUACUUUCUCAUCAACAGUGCACAAAGGUUGCAGUUUCUUCACAUCCUUGGCAAAACAACUUUUUUUUUUUUUUUAAGAGAAGUCUGUGACUUUAUUGGCCGAGCAGGCUACUUGAAGGGGGUGAAACCAGAGGAGUGACCCCGAUGCCAGCCUGGCUGUGUAGGUGAUUGAGAACUCAGGCUUGAUUCCACCUGGUUGAAGGUCUUGACCUUGUAGACGCCCACCAUGCUGUCCACCAUCUCAGGCAGGAUGAUGAUGUCCUGCAGGUGUGUCUUUACCACCUCAGGCGUCUCCUUGGGCAGUGCCUCCUUCUUGGCCUUGCACUGGCGCUUUAGCAGGGUGUGCUGCUUCCUUGGCAGUCCUGGUUCAGCAGUAGCUGGGUGCUGUACAGCUGUACCAGCUGCUUGUAGGACAUGUCCUACAAGGUCCACGCUGCUGUAGGUGAAAUUGCAAAAGGUCUGCUGCUUCUGCUCCAUUUCUGCCAUCUUGUCGAUUCUUCAGAGAGGUAAAACUUCUGUUUUUGAUAGCAGUCAUCCUAAUGGUUGUGAGGUUGUAGUUUUGAUUUGUAUUUCCAUAAUGAUUAGUGAUGUUGAGCAUCUUUUCAUAUGUUUACUGGUCAUUAGCUUGUCUUCUUUGGAGAAAUGUCUAUUCAAGUCCUCUGCCUAUUUUUAAACAGUUUAUUUUUUUGUUAAUUUGAAGGAGUUCUUUACAUAUUCUGGCUUAAAUAAAUGAUUUGCCAAUAUUUUCUCCCAUUCUGUGGGUUGCCUUUUCAUUCUGUCAUUGUCUUUUGAUACACAGAAUUUUUAAAUUUUGAUGUAAUCCAGUUUAUCUGUGUUUGCUUUUGUUGCCUUUUUUUUUUUUGGCCUUGCCGCAACUUGUGGGAUCUUAGUUCCCCGACCAGGGAUGGAACCCAGGCCCUUGGCAGUGAAAGUGCAGAGUCCUAACCACUGGACCGCCAGGAAUCCCCAGCUGCUUUUUUAGUGUCAUAGGUAUUUUUAUUUAUUUAUGCACACAUAGUCUUUGCAGUUCCGCUGUUAUCAACAAAACUUGCACGUAGUUCCAUGUUAAACAGCUAUGAUGUAUUCCAUUAUAUGAGUCUCUCAAUUUAAGUAAUCACACC